AUGAAUGAGAGUCAAAAAUUUUCAAAUAUCUAUAGAAGAUUUUCAAUAAUUUCUGUUACUAUUUCAACAUUUACUGUUAUUAUUUGUAUCUUUGUUGUACCAUUAUUUUUUAAUUAUCUUUUAAAAAUUCAAAGUUUAAUAAAUGAAGAUUCCAAAUAUUGUUAUAUUAAAAGUAAUAAUAUUAAACUUCAAAUUGAAAAAAUUAAAUUUUUAACUGAAAAAAAAGAAUCUUUAAGAUAUAAAAGAUCUGUUGAUAAAUGUUGUGGUUGUGGAAUAGGACCUAUUGGUAAACCAGGUUUACCUGGGCCUAAUGGAUUACCGGGACCUGAUGGAUUACAGGGAGAAAAUGGAAAAGAUGGUCUUGAACCUGUUUUAUCAAAAGAAUCACUUUUUAUUGAUUUUUGUUUUGAAUGUGAAAUAGGUAAACCAGGAAAACAAGGAAAACCUGGAGAAAAAGGAAUAAAAGGUAAAAAUGGUUUACCAGGAAUAAAUGGUAAACCAGGCAUACCUGGUAAACCUGGAUUACAAGGAGCAAUUGGAAUUCCAGGAAAACCAGGUAUAACUGGUAAACCUGGUUCUCCAGGUAAUUCUGGUAAAAAUCAUAUUAUAUUUGUAUAUGGAUUAGAUGGAAUUCAAGGACCACCUGGAGUUCCUGGUUUACCUGGAAUAAAAGGAAAUAAAGGACCUAAUGGACAAAAAGGUGAAAAAGGACAAAUUGGUUUUAAAGGAGAAAAAGGAAAACUAGGUAUUCCUGGUAAAAAUGGUGUACCAGGUCCUCCUGGAAAUAUGGGAAAACAAGGAUCAACUGGUGUUUGUAAUUGUCCUGUUCCACGAACGGCACCAGGUUAUUAA
Messenger RNA from Strongyloides ratti, 852 nucleotides. RefSeq names its product Nematode cuticle collagen, N-terminal domain and Collagen triple helix repeat-containing protein. NCBI's taxonomy places the organism in Eukaryota, Metazoa, Nematoda, Chromadorea, Rhabditida, Strongyloididae. Bases 1 to 852 code for a protein of 283 amino acids. The transcript has 3 exons. Gene Ontology annotation, molecular function: structural constituent of cuticle. The record is from RefSeq and is a predicted model, not a curated record.